Molecule: messenger RNA, 1643 nt
Organism: Fukomys damarensis (Damara mole-rat)
Lineage: Eukaryota; Metazoa; Chordata; Mammalia; Rodentia; Bathyergidae
Gene: Vtn
Product: vitronectin
Exons: 8
Coding region: 101-1558 (485 amino acids)
Biological process (GO): cell-matrix adhesion; cell adhesion mediated by integrin; immune response
Molecular function (GO): extracellular matrix binding; scavenger receptor activity; polysaccharide binding
Source: RefSeq, a predicted model, not a curated record
CCCUCCCUCCCUGUCUGGCCUUUCUCUCCCUCCAGCAGAGGAGCACAGACUUCAGGAGCUCAGAGACCAGCGGCCCAGGUCCUCAGCUAGAGGACCUGCCAUGGCACCCCUGAGGCCCCUUCUCAUGCUGGCCAUGCUGGCAUGGGUUGCUCUGGCCGACCAAGAGUCAUGCAAGGGGCGCUGCAUUGAGGGUUUCAACUUUAAGAAGAAGUGUCAGUGUGAUGAGCUAUGCUCUUACUACCAGAGCUGCUGCAGUGACUACAUGGCUGAGUGCAAGCCCCAAGUGACUCGUGGGGAUGUAUUCACUCAGGCGGAAGAUGAGUAUGGGUACUACGAUUACCAGACCAAGGAGAACCCUGAGGACCACGCACAGACGGAGAGCCCCUCCCAGAGCCCUGCCUUGCAGUCCCAGCCUGAAGGGACUCUUGAGCCAACACUUGUCCUGAACCCUGAGGAAGAGGCUCCUGCAUUUGCACCAAGCACCCUUGGGCCUGAGACAGGGACCUCAGGGCCUGAGGGGGUGAGCCUAAGUCCUGAGGCCACUGAUCAAGGAGCCCCGGAGUCCCCCGCAGAGGAAGAGCUGUGCAGUGGAAAGCCCUUUGAUGCCUUCACUGACCUCAAGAAUGGCUCCAUCUUUGCCUUCCGAGGGAAGUACUGCUAUGAGCUAGAUGAAACAGCAGUGAGGCCUGGGUACCCCAAGCUCAUCCGAGAUGUCUGGGGCAUCGAGGGCCCCAUUGAUGCUGCCUUCACCCGAAUCAACUGUCAGGGGAAGACCUACCUCUUCAAGGGUGGUCAAUACUGGCGCUUUGAGGAUGGUGUCCUGGACCCUGAUUUCCCUCGAAACAUCUCUGAAGGCUUCGGUGGCAUUCCGGAUAACCUAGAUGCAGCUUUGGCACUCCCUGCCCACAGCUACAGUGGCCGGGAGCGGGUCUACUUCUUCAAGGGGAGACGGUACUGGGAGUACGAGUUCCAGUACCAGCCCAGCCAGGAGGAGUGUGGAGGCAGCUCCUUGUCGGCUGUGUUUGAGCACUUUGCCCUGAUGCAGCGGAGCAGCUGGGAGGACAUCUUUGAGUUGCUUUUCUGGGGCAGACCCUCUGGUGGUGCUAGAGAGCCUCAGUUCAUCAGCCGGGACUGGCACGGUGUGCCCGGGAAAGUAGACGCCGCCAUGCUUGGCCACAUCUACAUCUCAGGCCCUGCGCUCCAUUCUCCUGGGGCCAAGAAGCGAAAGUCUAGACGUCGCAGCCGCAAACGCUAUCGUUCCCGUGGUAGCCGCAGCGGUAGCCGCAGCCGCAUCCGGAACGCCCAGCGGCCGUCUCAUUCCUUCUGGCUUUCCUGGUUCUCCAGUGAGGAGAGCGGACUGGGAAUGGGCUAUGAUGACUAUGACAUGAGCUGGGCUGUGCCUGCCACCUGCGAGCCCAUUCAGAGUGUCUACUUCUUCUCAGGAGACAAGUACUACCGAGUCAACCUCCGAACACGGCGAGUGGACACCGUGAACCCUCCCUACCCACGCUCCAUUGCCCAGUACUGGCUGGGGUGCCCAUCCCUGGGCCGCCUGUAGGAGUCAGAGCCCGUACAGCUGGGACUCCAUAGCUCCCUCCUCCGGCCUGCUCCUCCUUGCCCAAUAAAGGUCCCUUGGCCCUGAG